Coregonus sp. 'balchen' is the source of this 23138-nucleotide messenger RNA. The record is from the annotation of a GenBank genome assembly. Lineage: Eukaryota; Metazoa; Chordata; Actinopteri; Salmoniformes; Salmonidae.
AUGGGUGCUGUUGACAUGGCAACGACACACAUGGGAGCGAGUGAUAGACACUGGGGACACGGCAUCACAGACAGUACAAUCUGACUCUACAAAACCACAUUACAUGUACAUUUGUUGAUUGCUAGGCAUACAAAUACUAUUAUUUAAUGGUACAUUUGAAACGAGGUCUAGUUGUGGCCACAACCGGACUAGAUUGUGAAUGACUGUUGGCAGAAUGCAUUGCUUGACUACCGUGAGGGUGAUGAGCACAAUAUAAUUAGUGAACUGCAGCACCCCAAACGAUUUGUUGUCUAGUUUGUUGAGCAGAGGCUGUGUAUGUUUUGGUUUUACAAAGCUGUGUCCAUCAUAUCAUUCAAUAAUUCAUUCUUGCACAAUGCGAUCAAUUAUCAGUUCUAAACAUGUAUUUUUGUUCUCUAUACUGCCUGCAGCAUGAUCUACACUGAACAAAAAUAUAAAAGCAACAUGCAACAAUUUCACUGAGUUAAAGUUCAUAUAAGGAAAUCAGUCAAUUGAAAUAAAUUCAUUAGGCCCUAAUCUAUGGAUUUCACAUGACUGGGAAUACUGAUAUGCAUCUGUUGGUCACAGAUACCUGAAAAUAAAAAGGUAGGGGCAUGGAUCAGAGAACCAGUCAGUAUCUGGUGUGACCACCAUUUGCCUCAUGCAGCACGACACAUCUCCCUUACAUAGAGUUGAUCAGGCUGUUGAUUGUGUCUUGUGGAAUGUUGUCCCACACUUCAAUGGCUGUGCGAAGUUGCUGGAUAUUGGCAGGAACAGGAACACGCUGUCGAUCCAGAGCAUCCCAAACAUGCUCAAUGGGUGACGUCUGGUGAGUAUGCAGGCCAUGGAAGAACUGGGACAUUUUCAGCUUCCAGGAAUUGUGUACAGAUCCUUGCGACAUGGGGCUGUGCAUUAUCAUGCUGAAACAAGAGGUGAUGACGGUGGAUGAAUGGCAUGCCAAUGGACCUCAGGAUCUCAUCACGGUAUUUCUGUGCAUUCAAAUUGCCAUUGAUAAAAUGCAAUUGUGUUCGCUGUCGGUAGCAUAUGCCUGCCCCAUACCAUAACCCCACGCCACCAUGGGGCACUCUGUUCACAACGUUGACAUCAGCAAACCACUCGCCCACAUGACGCCAUGUCUGCCAUCUGCCCGGUACAGUUGAAACUGGGAUUGAUCUGUGAAGAGCAUACUUCUUCAGUGUGCCAGUGGCCAUCGAAGGUGAGCAUUUGCCCACUGAAGUCGGGUACUACGCCAAACUGCAGUAAGGUCAAGACCCUGGUGAGAAUGACGAGCAUGCAGAUGAACUUCCCCGAGACGGUUUCUGACAGUUUGUGUAGAAGUUAUUCGGUUGGGAAAACCCACAGUUUAAUCAGCUGUCAGGUUGCUGGAUAUUGGUUGGUCUCAGAUGAUCCCGCAGGUGAAGAAGCCAGAUGUGGAGGUCAUGGGCUGGCGUGGUUACACAUGGUCUGCAUUUGUGAGGCCGGGGAUGUAAACAAAUUAGAGAAAUAAGCUUUUUGUGCGUAUGGAAAUUUUCUGGGAUCUUUUAUUUCAGUUUAUGAAACAUGGGACCAACACUUUACAUGAUGCGUUUAUAUUUUUGUUCAGUGUACAUUCUACAGACCCUAGUGUAUAUUCCCUACAAUACUUUUACUGUGGCACCCAGAAUCAUUUUUGCUCUAUAAGCCAACAUGUAUUCCACCGAUCCUAGUCAAUCACCAAACAUUUCUGUUAAAAAAACAACCUUACAUGAUGCGUUUAUAUUUCUGUUCAGUAUAUUUUGCCUGUGCACACAUAUGACAGGCAGUUGUUGGUCGGAUCACGUCACCGGAGGAGCGCGUGCUAAUCCUGCUGUAGAAUUCAUUGCGGCCAGCAGGUCAAACUAACGACCAAAAUGAACAAGUCACUCAGAAAUACAAAUCAUGACUCUCGAGUCAGUAGAAAGAGUAGUUCAAAAAGAACGAAUCGUUCGCCAACUGCACAUCACUAGUGUCAUGUCUUUUGUGUGGGUGACAGAGUAGGUAGUGUGCGGCUCAUCUGAGUCAAAAGUGUGUGUGGUUUUGUGACGUCAUGAUUACCGGAGUAGUUUUCGACGAGGCUGUCAUGAAAGCGCUUUGGUAACAUUUGUGUAGUGUGGCUGGCACACCCUUACUCUACUCUCCAACAAAGUGUUACUCAGGAGAAUUCUCACUCACUCUUACUCUCACCCUCCUCUCUCUAGGAGAUGUUGGGGCCCAGGCCCUGUUCUCAGUUCUGCGGCGGCCUGGCUUUGGCACCAUGGGGAAGCCUAUCAAGCUGCUGGCCAACUGUUUCCAGGUGGAUAUCCCCAAGAUGGACGUCUACCUCUAUGAGGUAGACAUCAAGCCCGAGAAGUGCCCGCGUCGCGUCAACAGGUAUACAGCUGCGCUCGAUCAAACCCACAAACCUAUCAUAUCUGUUAGCAUGAACAUUCUCAAACCAACACAAACUGGCUGCAGAUAUUUCAUGUGAUCACAUGAACUGUACUCAGCAUCACUUUACCAACAUUAAAGACCAGGGUUAUGGAUCAGUUUUGGAGUAUUGAUAUAUUUGUCUCUCUGGUGCCCCUAUAGGGAGGUGGUGGACUCCAUGGUGAAGCACUUCAAGGUGACCAUCUUUGGGGACCGAAGGCCAGUCUACGAUGGGAAGAGGAGCCUCUACACAGCCAACCCCCUACCAGUCGCCACAGCAGGGGUGAGAUGCACAUACACACACAAUAUAACAUUUGUAGUGUAAUUUACCAUGUUGAAUGUCAGAUGGGUGUGCUGGUGAUAAAUUGAGUUGCCAUAGCUUGAACUCAAUUCUCCUCAGGUGGAUCUGGACGUCACCCUGCCAGGGGACGGCGGUAAGGAUCGCCCCUUCAAAGUGUCCAUCAAGUUUGUGUCGCUAGUCAGCUGGCACUUGCUGCACGAGGUCCUGACGGGGCGCACCAUGCCUGAGCCCUUGGAGCUGGACAAGCCCAUCAGCACCAACCCUGUACACGCUGUCGACGUGGUGCUGCGACACCUGCCCUCCAUGAAGUGAGUCACUGCCGCCCUACUGGACAGCAGUGGCAUUACAGAUUUCAGUUUAUCUAUGGUCCCAGGGCCUAGGAGUGUUCAUGUACUGUAGAACGGCUGUCAGGAGCUCUAUGCUGUGGAACAAGCUAUUCUGUUGGUUGCGUAGUUUAAGAGUAUAUGUGUAUUUAUCCACACUUAUAGUCCAGAAUAUAGUAGUAGUUUAUAGUAUAGAUUCUUUCAAAAACAUAUAUACAACCUAAUGAAGCUACAGUGAGGGAAAAAAGUAUUUGAUCCCCUGCUGAUUUUGUACGUUUGCCCACUGACAAAGAAAUGAUCAGUCUAUAAUUUUAAUGGUAGGUUUAUUUGAACAGUGAGAGACAGAAUAACAACAAAAAAAUCCAGAAAAACGCAUGUCAAAAAUGUUAUAAAUUGAUUUGCAUUUUAAUUAGGGAAAUAAGUAUUUGACCCCUUCUCAAUCAGAAAGAUUUCUGGCUCCCAGGUGUCUUUUAUACAGGUAACGAGCUGAGAUUAGGAGCACACUCUUAAAGGGAGUUUAUACAGUUACCUGUAUAAAAGACACCUGUCCACAGAAGCAAUCAAUCAAUCAGAUUCCAAACUCUCCACCAUGGCCAAGAACAAAGAGCUCUCCAAAGAUGUCAGGGACAAUAUUGUAGACCUACACAAGGCUGGAAUGGGCUACAAGACCAUCGCCAAGCAGCUUGGUGAGAAGGUGACAACAGUUGGUGCGAUUAUUCGCAAAUGGAAGAAACACAAAAUAACUGUCAAUCUCCCUCGGCCUGGGGCUCCAUGCAGGAUCUCACCUCGUGGAGUUGCAAUGAUCAUGAGGACGGUGAGGAAUCAGCCCAGAACUACACGGGAGGAUCUUGUCAAUGAUCUCAAGGCAGCUGGGACCAUAGUCACCAAGAAAACAAUUGGUAAAACACUACGUCGUGAAGGACUGAAAUCCUGCAGCGCCCGCAAGGUCCCCCUGCUCAAGAAAGCAUAUAUACAGGCCCAUCUGAAGUUUGCCAAUGAACAUCUGAAUUAUUCAGAGGAGAACUGGGUGAAAGUGUUGUGGUCAGAUGAGACCAAAAUCGAGCUCUUUGGCAUCAACUCAACUCGCCAUGUUUGGAGGAGGAGGAAUGCUGCCUAUGACCCCAAGAACACCAUCCCCACCGUCAAACAUGGAGGUGGAAACAUUAUGCUUUGGGGGUGUUUUUCUGCUAAGGGGACAGGACAACUUCACCGCAACAAAGGGAUGAUGGACGGGGCCAUGUACUGUCAAAUCUUGGGUGAGAACCUCCUUCCCUCAGCCAGGGCAUUGAAAAUGGGUCGUGGAUGGGUAUUCCAGCAUGACAAUGACCCAAAACACACGGCCAAGGCAACAAAGGAGUGGCUCAAGAAGAAGCACAUUAAGGUCCUAGAGUGGCCUAGCCAGUCUCCAGACCUUAAUCCCAUAGAAAAUCUGUGGAGGGAGCUGAAGGUUCGAGUUGCCAAAUGUCAGGCUCGAAACCUUAAUGACUUGGAGAAGAUCUGCAAAGAGGAGUGGGACAAAAUCCCUCCUGAGAUGUGUACAAACCUGGUGGCCAACUACAAGAAACGUCUGACCUCUGUGAUUGCCAACAAGGGUUUUUCCACCAAGUACUAAGUCAUGUUUUGCAGAGCGGUCAAAUACUUAUUUCCCUCAUUAAAAUGCAAAUCAAUUCAUAACAUUUUUGACAUGCGUUUUUCUGGAUUUUGUUGUUGUUAUUCUGUCUCUCACUGUUCAAAUAAACCUACCAUUAAAAUUAUAGACUGAUCAUGUCUUAGUCAGUGGGCAAACGUACAAAAUCAGCAGGGGAUCAAAUAAUGUUCUGGCUGUGAAAGGUGACCCUCUCUUUCUUCUCCCCAGGUAUACCCCAGUGGGGCGCUCCUUCUUCUCCUCCCCAGAGGGUUAUGACCACCCCCUGGGCGGGGGCAGGGAGGUGUGGUUCGGCUUCCACCAGUCGGUGCGGCCCGCCAUGUGGAAGAUGAUGCUCAACAUUGACGGUGAGGGCCUUUUCCCUUGACUGUAAGGAACAUGGACACUAAUAAAGUGGACAAUAACAUAUUCUUCACUGGUGGCAGGGACUUGUUUCCUUCCAUGUUGUCUGGAUGAUGAUGUAGCAGCUGUGUAGCAUCUCAGUCAGUCUGUGUUUAGUUGCAUUUUGUUUAGUCAGUCAGGUCUUUGAUUGGUCCAAAUGAUAUAGAAUGCAGCCUAUCCCUAAAAUUUGUACUCAGAAUUUGGUACAUCUGAAUUUGGUUGUAAGCUAUCAGAAUUUGGAUCCUUAGCCGCAUUCAAGUACCUUAUUUUAAUUUGACCACUUCUCCUCUAUAGUAUCGGCCACGGCGUUCUACAAGGCCCAGCCGAUGAUCCAGUUCAUGUGUGAGGUCCUGGACAUCCACAACAUAGACGAGCAGCCCCGGCCCCUCACCGACUCCCACAGGGUCAAGUUCACCAAAGAGAUCAAAGGUAUGCAGAGUAACGUCACGACCACCACCCCAGGCACCAGAAUGCUAACUAACACUUUAGUGAAACACGCUGCUAGACUCCUUGCAUCACUGUUGAAAUCACACCCAGUGACGAUGGCACCGGAGGAGGUGGCUGCUGUUUUACGGCCACCUAACCAAUUGCGCUAUUAUGUGUGUUUUUUGGCGUUAUUUGUAAUUUAUUCUGUACAUAAUGUUUCUGCCACCGUUUCAUAUGACCAAAAAUAGCUUCUGGAUAUCAGGACAGCGAUUACUCACCUCAUAUUGGACGAAGGAUAUUCUACAAACACCCGACAAGGCCCAAAUCCCCGUCAUUCGCAUGAGAAAAAGACGGAGAUAUCGUGGACGUAGGUCGGGGUGCCUUGUAAGGAUCCGAUGGCGAGCGAGUAAUCUGCCUCUUCUAUCAGUCCUAUUAGCCAACGUACAAUCAUUGGAAAACAAAAUGGACGACCUAAGAUCAAGGAUAUCCUACCAACGGGAAAAACUGUAAUAUCUUAUGUUUCACCGAGUCGUGGCUGAACGACGACAUGGAUAACAUACAGCUGGCGGGAUAUACACUACAUCGGCAGGAUAGAACGGCUAACUCCGGUAAGACAAGGGGUGGCGGUUUGUGUAUAUUUGUAAACAACAGCUGGUGCACGAAAUCUAAUACUAAGGAAGUCUCGAGGUUUUGCUCGCCUGAGGUAGAGUAUCUCAUGAUAAGCUGUAGACCACACUAUUUACCAAGAGUUUUCUUCUAUAUUUUUCGUAGCUGUCCAUUUACCACCACAAACCGAUGCUGGCACGAAGAUUGCACUCAAUGAGCUGUAUAAGGCCAUAAGCAAACAGGAAAACGCUCAUCCAGAGGCAGCGCUCCUAGUGGCCGGGGACUUUAAUGCAGGGAAACUUAAAUCCGUUCUACCUCAUUUCUACCAGCAUGUUAAACGUGCAACCAGAGGAAAAUAAACUCUAGACCACCUUUACUCCACACACAGAGACGUGUACAAAGCUCUCCCUCGCCCUCCAUUUGGCAAAUCUGACUAUAAUUCUAUCCUCUUGAUUCCUGCUUAUAAGCAAAAACUAAAGCAGGAAGCACCAGUGACUUGGUUAAUAAGGAAGUGGUCAGAUGGUCAGAUGACGCAGAUGCUAAGCCACAGGACUGUUUUACUAGCACAGACUGGAAUAUGUUCCGGGAUUCUUCCGAUGGCAUUGAAGAGUACACCACAUCAAUCACCGGCUUCAUCAGUAAGUGCAUCGAUGAUGUCGUCCCCACAGUGACCGUACGUACAUACCCCAACCAGAAGCCAUGGAUUACAGGCAACAUACGCACUGAGCUAAAGGGUAGAGCUGUUGCUUUCAAGGAGCGGGACUCUAACACGGACGCUUAUAAGAAAUCCCGAUAUGCCUUCCGACGAACCACCAAACAGGCAAAGAGUCAAUACAGGACUAAGAUUGAAUCGUACUACACCGGCUCCGACGCUCGUCGGAUGUGGCAGGGCUUGCAAACUAUUACAGACUACAAAGGGAAGCACAGCUGCGAGCUGCCCAGUGACACAAGCCUACCAGACGAGCUAAAUCACUUCUAUGCUCGCUUCGAGGCUAGCAACACUGAAGCAUGCAUGAGAGCAUCAGCUGUUCCGGAUGACUGUGAUCACGCUCUCCGUAGCCGAUGUGAGUUAGACUUUUAAGCAGGUCAACAUUCACAAGGCCGCAGGGCCAGACGGAUUACCAGGACGUUGACUCCAAGCAUGCGCUGACCAACUGGCAAGUGUCUUCACUGACAUUUUCAACAUGUCCCUGACUGAGUCUGUAAUACCAACAUGUUUCAAGCAGACCACCAUAGUCCCCAUGCUCAAGAACACUAAGAUAACCUGCCUAAAUGACUACCGACCCGUAGAACUCACGUCUGUAGCCGUGAUGUGCUUUGAAAGGCUGGUCAUGGCUCACAUCAACACCAUUAUCCCAGAAACCCUAGACCCACUCCAAUUUGCAUACCGCCCCAACAGAUCCACAGAUGAUGCAAUCUCUAUUGCACUCCACACUGCCCUUUCCCACCUGGACAAGAGGAACACCUAUGUGAGAAUGCUAUUCAUUGACUACAGCUCAGCGUUCAACACCAUAGUGCCCUCAAAGCUUCCUGACGGGCCGCCCCCAGGUGGUAAGGGUAGGUAACAACACAUCUGCCAUGCUGAUCCUCAACACUGGGGCUCCUCAGGGGUGCGUGCUCAGUCCCCUCCUGUACUCCCUGUUCACUCAUGACUGCAUGGCCAGGCACGACUCCAACACCAUCAUUAAGUUUGCCGACGACACAACAGUGGUAAACCUGAUCACCGACAACGAUGAGACAGCCUAUAGGGAGGAGGUCAGAGACCUGGCCGUGUGGUGCCAGGAUAACAACCUCUCCCUCAACGUGAUCAAGACACAGGGGGAAUAAAAAAGAGGACUGAGCACGCCCCCAUUCUCAUCGACGGGGCUGUAGUGGAACUGGUUGAGAGCUUCAAGUUCCUUGGUGUCCACAUCACCAACAAGCUAUAAUGGUCCGAACACCCCAAGACAAUCGUGAAGUGGGCACGACAAAGCCUAUUCCCCCUCAGUAGACUGAAAAGAUUUGGCAUGGGUCCUCAGAUCCUCAAAAGGUUCUACAGCUGCACCAUCGAAAGCAUCCUGACUGGUUGCAUCACCGCCUGGUAUGGCAACUGCUCAGCCUCCGAUCGGAAGGCACUACAGAGGGUAGUGCGUACGGCCCAGUACAUCACUGGGGCCAAGCUUCCUGCCAUCCAGGACUUCUAUACCAGGCGGUGUCAGAGGAAGGCCCUAAAAAUUGUCAAAGACUCCAGCCACCCUAGUCAUAGACUGUUCUCUCUGCUACCACACGGCAAGCGGUACCGGAGUAUCAAGUCUAGGUCCAAAAGGCUUCUUAACAGCUUCUACCCCCAAGCCAUAAGACUCCUGAACAGCUAAUCAUGGCUACCCAGACUAUUUGCAUUGUCCCCCCCACCCCACCCCCUAUUUUACGCUGCUGCUACUCUGUUUAUUAUCUAUGCAUAGUCACUUUAACUGUACCCACAUGUACAUAUUACCUCGACUAAAUGGUGCCCCCGCACAUUGACUCUGUACCAGUACCCCCUGUAUCUACUGUUAUUUUAUUUUACUGCUGCUCUUUAAUUAUUUUUAUUUUUUACUUAUCAAUUUUUUUACUUAACAAAUUUUUUCUUGAAACUGCAUUGUUGGUUAAGGGUUUGUAAGUAAGCGUUUCAUUGUAAGGUCUACACCUGUUGUAUUUGGUGCAUGUGGCAAAUAACAUUUGAUUUGAUAAUGUUUUUGUCAUUCUAACUUUAAGUUGUAGGGAUAUUGGUAUUGUGUUACUUCACUCACUCAUAUCCGUGUUGCUGAAUCAUUUUAUGCUGAACAAAAAUAUAAGUGCAACAACUGAAAUAAAUUCAUUAGGCCCUAAUCUAUGGAUUUCACAUGACUGUGCAGGGGCGCAGCCAUGGGUGGUUACUACAUGAUUCCAUAUGUGUUAUUUCUUAGUUUUGAUGUCUUCACUAUUAUUCUACAAUGUAAAAAUUUAAGAAAAACCCUUGAAUGAGUAGGUGUGUCCAAACUUUUGACUGGUACUUUAUACUCAACAAAAAUAUAAACACAACAUGUAAAGUGUUUCAUGAGCUGAAAUAAAAGAUCCCAGAAAUGUUCCAUACGCACAAAAAGCUUAUUUCUCUUAAAUAUUGUGCAGAAAUGUGUUUACAUCCCUGUUAGUGAGCAUUUCUCUUUUGCCAAGAUAAUCCAUCUACCUGACAGGUGUGGCAUAUCAAGAAGCUGAUUAAAUACCAUGAUCAUUACACAGGUGCACCUUGUGCUGGGGACAAUAAAAUGCCACUCGAAAAUAUGCAGUUUUGUCACACAACACAAUGCCACAGAUGUCUCAUGUUUUGAGGGAGUGUGCAGUUGGCAUGCUGACUGCAGGAAUGUCCACCAAAGCUGUUGCCAGAGAAUUUAAUGUUAAUUUUUCUACCAUAAGCCGCCUCCAACGUCGUUUUAGUGAAUUUGGCAGUACGUCCAACCGGCCUCACAACCGCAGACCACUUGUAACCACACCAGCCCAGGACCCCCACAUCUGGCUUCUUCACUUGCGAGAACAUCUGAGAGCAGCCACCCAAACAGCUGAUGAAACUGAGGAGUAUUUCUGUCUGUAAUAAAGCCUUUUUGUGGGGAAAAAUUCUGAUUGGAUGGGCCUGGCUCCCUGGUGGGUGGGCCUGGCUCCCAAGUGGGUGGGCCUAUGCCCUCCCAGGCCCACCCAUGGCUGCACCCCUACCCAGUCAUGUGAAAUCCAUAGAUUAGGGCCAUGAUUAAUUUUGAAUGGAUAGUUCUUCUCACACACAUGCACCUCCUCCUUGCUUUGCUGUGUCUAGGUCUGAAGGUGGAAGUGACCCACUGCGGGACGAUGCGGAGGAAGUACAGAGUGUGUAACGUGACCCGCCGCCCUGCCAGCCACCAGACGUGAGUACCUAUACACAGAGAGACAGGGAUAUGUUGUUUGGCAGCAGGCAGACCAGCAGUUAAGAACGUUGGCCCAGUAACCGAAAGGUCGCUGGUUCGAAUCCCCAAGCUGACUAGGUGAAAAAUCUGUCUGUGCCCUUAAGCAAGGCACUUAACCCUAAUUGCUCCUGUAAGUUGCUCUGGAUAAGAGUGUCUGCUAAAAUGUCAAAUAUAACAAUUUAGUUUAACUCUGACACAGCCUGGACCGAAGCCUUGAAUUGUCUCUAAAUUGGACUAAUGGGCAGCUUCCUGUACACAGAUUUAAGUCUUGGUCUAAAAAGCAAGCUCAAUGGAGAAUCUCCAUUGAAAAUGCUUUUUGGUCCAGGACUUCGCUUAAUCAGUGUCCCGAGAAACCACCCCUAAGAGUUAAACAUGACAAUUAGAUGAGCACAAAGUCACAAACUCCAUGUUUCUCCUCUCCAAACCCCCAGGUUCCCCCUGCAGCUGGAGAAUGGUCAGACAGUGGAGCGCACGGUGGCCCAGUACUUCAGAGAGAAGUACAGCCUGCAGCUGAAGUACCCCCACCUCCCCUGCCUCCAGGUGGGCCAGGAGCAGAAACACACCUACCUGCCCCUGGAGGUGAGUACCAAUAAUAUUAUUGCCAUUGGCUCUUUGUAGAGCCCUGAGUUAGUCUUUCCUGGUCAUUCAUGUGGUCAGGAUAAACUCUGGGCCCUAAGCAUAAAACUGUACCAAUGCGGCUCUCUCUAUUGUAUUAAAUUACUUUAACUCACAUUCCUAUGUGUGUCUCCUUGCAGGUGUGCAACAUAGUAGCUGGCCAGCGCUGUAUUAAAAAACUCACUGAUAACCAGACGUCCACCAUGAUCAAAGCCACGGCCCGCUCUGCCCCAGACAGACAGGAGGAGAUCAGCAGGCUGGUGAGUACUGUCUAAAGCGCCCUCCAAUGACUGGGAGUUAUUACAACUACUGAGUGUCUUUAUAAUUAAUCAUACUAAUUGAUUGCAUUGAUAUAGUGCUUUUCCAGAUGCUCAAAGCGCUUACAUACUAUAGUAAGUGGAAAACCCGCCUCAUCCACCACCAAACUAAUGAUUUCCUGUUUUGCUACUACCCCUCCCUCUGUCCUACCCCUCUAUCCUCCUCCUCUCUCAUCCCCCCCUCCCCCCCAUCCCCCCCUCUCUGUGUCCAGGUGCGUAGUGCGAACUAUGAGGUGGACCCGUUCGUCCAGGAGUUCCAGUUCCGCGUGCGUGACGAGAUGGCUCAGGUGACGGGCCGUGUGCUGCCAGCCCCCGGGCUGCAGUACGGCGGCAGGGUGAGCUCGGAACAGUUCAUGGUACCUACCCUUUAAAUCAUCCUUCAUCCGCAUUUCACUGUGCGCGUCUGUGAUUUAGCUUCCCCAUCUCUCUCUCUCUCUUUCUUGCCCCUGGCUCUUUUACUUUUGUCGCUUUUGACCAACUGUCAACCAAUACCACCCUUUCACCCACCUCUGUUUUUCAGUCUCUGAAAAUAAUGAUUACUACUUUUCUUGUGUGAAGGCUAUGACGAAUGGCAUGACAGUGUUUUUAGAUACAUUAAAUGACCAUUUCAAAGAAUUCUUAAAUUUGUUUGAAACAAUCAGUCUCUCCCCCUUUCUGUGUGUGUGUGUGUGUGGCAGCCCCAGCAGAUGAACCCUGCGGUGUCGUUGCAGAACCGCACGGUGGCCACACCCAGCCACGGCGUGUGGGACAUGAGGGGCAAACAGUUCCACACCGGGGUGGAGAUCAAGAUGUGGGCCAUCGCCUGCUUCGCCACGCAGAGGCAGUGUCGCGAGGAGAUCCUCAAGUGAGUGCUGUCUGUCUCAUACAUGCAUACAUACUGUACAUCAUACACACACACACACAGAGGUCUCUGUUUCAACAGUUAAAUACUCAGCCCAAUGCAAUAACAUUAUAAUCAAUAUAAAAAUAGUAUUAUUAUCAUAUCUAUGUUAUUUCAAAUGUAUUACACUGAACAAAAAUAUAAACACAAAAUGUAACAAUAUCAAAGAUUUUACUGAGUUAUAUAUAUAUAGUUCAUAUAAGGAAAUAAAUAAAUUAGGCCCUAAUCUAUGGAUUUCAAAUGACUGGGAAUACAGAUAUGCAUUUGUUGGUAACAAAUACCUUUUAAAAAAGGUAGGGGCUUGGAUCAGAAAACCAGUCAGUAUCUGUUGUGACCACCAUUUGCCUCAUGCAGCGUGACACCUCUCCUUCGCAUAGAGUUGAUCAGGCUGUUGAUUGUGGCCUGUGGAAGGUUGUCCCACUCCUCUUCAAUGGCUGUGUGAAGUGGCUGGAUAUUGGCGGGAACUGGAACACGCUGUCGUACACGUCACCUCAUGCUGAAACAUGAGGUGAUGGCAGCGGAUGAAUGGCACGUCAAUGGGCCUCAGGAUCUCGUCACGGUAUCUCUGUGCCUUCAAAUUGCCAACAAUAGAAUGCAAUUUUGUUCGUUGUCCGUAGCUUAUGCCUGCCCAUACCUGCACGCAGAUGAGCUUCGCUGAGAAUUAUUCGGUUGUGCAAACCCACAGUUUUAUCAGUUGUCCGGGUGGCUGGUCUCAGACGAUCCAGCAGGUAAAGAAGCCGGAUGUGGAGGUCCUGGGCUGGCGUGUUUACAGGUGGACUGCGGUUGUGAGGCCGGUUGGACGUACUGCCAAAUUCUCUAAAACAACGUUGGAGGCAGCUUAUGGUAGAGAAAUGAACAUUAAAUUCUCUGGCUACAGCUCUGGAGUACAUUCCUGCAGUCAGCAUGCCAAUUGCAAGCUCAAAAACUUGAGACAUCUGUGACAUUGUGUUGCACAUUUUAGAAUGGCCUGUUUAAUCAGCUUCUUGAUAUGCCACACCUGUCAAGUGAAUGGAUUAUCUUGGCGAAGAAGAAAUGCUCACUAAUAGAGGUGUAAACAAAUUUGUGCAAAACAUUUGAGAGAAAUUAGCUUUUUUGUGCAUAUGGAAAAUGUCAGGGAUAUUUUAUUUCAUGCGCAUGAAACAUGGGACCAACACUUCAUGUUGCUUUUAUAUAUUUUUUCAGUAUAAUAUACUUUAGUUGGUUUAUGCCACACUUACGUCUCUCUGUGUCCGUCCAUAUUGUCUCUUUGGAUCUCCUCAUCUUCUCAUCCUCUCUCCUUCCCUCCGUCUCUCCAGGGGUUUCACUGACCAGCUGCGUAAGAUCUCUAAGGAUGCUGGGAUGCCCAUCCAGGGCCAGCCAUGUUUCUGUAAAUACGCCCAGGGAUCGGACAGUGUGGAGCCCAUGUUCAGGCACCUGAAGAACACCUACACUGGCCUGCAGCUCAUCAUCGUCAUCCUGCCUGGGAAGACCCCUGUCUAUGGUACGGUCAAAGACUAGACACUGUUUCAUUUUGUUUCACAUAUGAUUUAUUUGUGUGUUUACUUUAUUUAUUAGUAUACUACUAUUAUUAUGAUAUAUAUAUAUAUACAUAUACACACACACACACACACAGUGGGGAAAAAAAGUAUUUAGUCAGCCACCAAUUGUGCAAGUUCUCCCACUUAAAAAGAUGAGAGAGGCCUGUCAUUUUCAUCAUAGGUACAUGUCAACUAUGACAGACAAAAUGAGAAAAAAAAAUCCAGAAAAUCACAUUGUAGGAUUUUUAAUGAAUUUAUUUGCAAAUUAUGGUGGAAAAUAAGUAUUUGGUCACCUACAAACAAGCAAGAUUUCUGGCUCUCACAGACCUGUAACUUCUUCUUUAAGAGGCUCCUCUGUCCUCCACUCGUUACCUGUAUUAAUGGCACCUGUUUGAACUUGUUAUCAGUAUAAAAGACACCUGUCCACAACCUCAAACAGUCACACUCCAAACUCCACUAUGGCCAAGACCAAAGAGCUGUCAAAGGACACCAGAAACAAAAUUGUAGACCUGCACCAGGCUGGGAAGACUGAAUCUGCAAUAGGUAAGCAGCUUGGUUUGAAGAAAUCAACUGUGGGAGCAAUUAUUAGGAAAUGGAAGACAUACAAGACCACUGAUAAUCUCCCUCGAUCUGGGGCUCCACGCAAGAUCUCACCCCGUGGGGUCAAAAUGAUCACAAGAACGGUGAGCAAAAAUCCCAGAACCACACGGGGGGACCUAGUGAAUGACCUGCAGAGAGCUGGGACCAAAGUAACAAAGCCUACCAUCAGUAACACACUAUUCCGCCAGGGACUCAAAACCUGCAUUACCAGACGUGUCCCCCUGCUUAAGCCAGUACAUGUCCAGGCCCGUCUGAAGUUUGGGAGAAUGUCAUAUGGUCAGAUGAAACCAAAAUAGAACUUUUUGGUAAAAACUCAACUCGUCGUGUUUGGAGGACAAAGAAUGCUGAGUUGCAUCCAAAGAACACCAUACCUACUGUGAAGCAUGGGGGUGGAAACUUCAUGCUUUGGGGCUGUUUUUCUGCAAAGGGACCAGGACGACUGAUCCGUGUAAAGGAAAGAAUGAAUGGGGCCAUGUAUCGUGAGAUUUUGAGUGAAAACCUCCUUCCAUCAGCAAGGGCAUUGAAGAUGAAACGUGGCUGGGUCUUUUAGCAUGACAAUGAUCCCAAACACACCUCCCGGGCAACGAAGGAGUGGCUUCGUAAGAAGCAUUUCAAGGUCCUGGAGUGGCCUAGCCAGUCUCCAGAUCUCAACCCCAUAGAAAAUCUUUGGAGGGAGUUGAAAGUCCGUGUUGCCCAGCGACAGCCCCAAAACAUCACUGCUCUAGAGGAGAUCUGCAUGGAGGAAUGGGCCAAAAUACCAGCAACAGUGUGUGAAAACCUUGUGAAGACUUAAAGAAAACGUUUGACCUGUGUCAUUGCCAACAAAGGGUAUAUAACAAAGUAUUGAGAAACUUUUGUUAUUGACCAAAUACUUAUUUUCCACCAUAAUUUGCAAAUAAAUUCAUUAAAAAUCCUACAAUGUGAUUUUCUGGAAUUGUUUUCCUCAUUUUGUCUGUCAUAGUUGACAUGUACCUAUGAUGAAAAUUACAGGCCUCUCUCAUCUUUUUAAGUGGGAGAACUUGCACAAUUGGUGGCUGACUAAAUACUUUUCCCCCCCACUGUAUAUGUGUAUAUAUAUAUAUAUAUAUAGUACCAGUCAAAAGUUUGGACACACCUACUCAUUUCAGGGUUUUUCUUUAUUUUUACUAUUUUCUACAUUGUAGAAUAAUAGUGAAGACAUCAAAACUAUGAAAUAACACAUAUGGAAUCAUGUAGUAACCAAUAGUGUUAAACAAAUCAAAAUGUUUUAUAUUUGAGAUUCUUCAAGGUAGCCACCCUUUGCCUUGAUGACAGCUUUGCACUCUUGGCAUUCUCUCAACCAGCUUCAUGAGGUAGUCACCUGGAAUGAAUUUCAUAUAUAUUUUUUAUUUUUUUCACCUUUAUUAAACCAGGUAAGCCAGUUAAGAUUUUUGCAGUUCGUUCCAGUCAUUCGCAGCAGAGAACUGGAAGGAAUGGUGGCCAAAGGAGGUGUUGGCUUUGGGGAUGACCAGUGAGAUAUAGCUGCUGGAGCGCAUACUACGGGUGGGUGUUGCUAUGGUGACCAAUGAGCUAAGAUAAGGCGGGGAUUUGCCUAGCAGUGAUUUAUAGAUGGCCUGGAGCCAGUGGGUUUGGAGACAAAUAUGUAGUGAGGACCAGCCAACAAGAGCGUACAGGUCACAGUGGUGGGUAGUAUAUGGGGCUUUGGUGACAAAACGGAUGGCACUGUGAUAGACUACAUCCAAUUUGCUGAGUAGAGUGUUGCAGGCUAUUUGAGAAACCAAGGCUAUUUAGUCUGCCAAUAAGAAUGCUGUGGUUGACAGAGUCGAAAGCCUUGGCCAGGUCGAUGAAGACGGCUGCACAGUACUGUCUAUUAUCGAUCGUGGUUAUAAUAUCGUUUAGGACCUUGAGCGUGGCUGAGGUGCACCCAUGACCAGCUCGGAAACCGGAUUGCAUAGCGGAGAAGGUACGGUGUGAUUCAAAAUGGUCGGUGAUCUGUUUGUUAACUUGGCUUUCAAAAACUUUCGAACGGAAGGGCAGGAUGGAUAUAGGUCUGUAACAGUUUGGAUCUAGAGUGUCACCCCCUUUGAAAAGGGGGAUGACCGCGGCAGCUUUCUAAUCUCUGGGGAUCUCAGACGUUACGAAAGAGAGGUUGAACAGGCUAGUAAUAGGGGAUGCGACAAUUUCGGCGGCUAAUUUUAGAAAGAAAGGGUCCAGAUUGUCUAACCCAGAUGAUUUGUAGGGAUCCAAUUAACAGGUGUGCCUUGUUAAUUUGUGGAUAGAGGGUAGUGCGUACGGCCCAGUACAUCACUGGGGCCAAGCUUCCUGCCAUCCAGGACCUCUAUACCAGGCGGUGUCAGAGGAAGGCCCUCAAAAUUGUCAAAGACUCCAGCCACCCUAGUCAUAGACUGUUCUCUCUGCUACCGCACGGCAAGCGGUACCGGAGUGCCAAGUCUAGGUCCAAAAUACUUCUCAACAGCUUCUACCCCCAAGCCAUAAGACUCCUAAACAGCUAAUCAUGGCUACCCGGACUAUGCCCCCCCCCCCCCCCCCACACAUCUUUUUAUGCUGCUGCUACUCUGUUAAUUAUUUAUGCAUAGUCACUUUAACUCUACCCACAUGUGCAUAUUACUUCAACUACCUCAACUAGCCGGUGCCCCCGCACAUUGACUCUGCACCGGUACCCCCCUGUAUAUAUAGCCUCCCUACUGUUAUCUGUUAUUUUAUUUUACUUCUGCUCUUUUUUUCCUCAACACUUUUUUGUUUUAUUCUACUUUUUUAUUAAAAAUAAAUGCACUGUUGGUUAAGGGCUGUAAGUAAGCAUUUCACUGUAAUGUCUGCACCUGUUGUAUUCGGCGCAUGUGGCCAAUAAAAUUUGAUUUGAUUUGAUUUCAUGGUCGAAUUGCUGCAAAGAAACCACUACUAAAGGACACCAAUAAGAAGAAGAGACUUGCUUGGGCCAAGAAACACAAGCAAUUUACAUUAGACUGCUGUAAAUCUGUCCUUUGGUCUGAUGAGUCCAAAUGUUGAGAUUUUUGGUUCCAACCGCCGUGUCUUUGUGAGACGCAGAGUAGGUGAAUGGAUUAUCUCUGCAUGUGUGGUUCCCACCAUGAAGCAUGGAGGAGGAGGUGUGAUGGUGUGGGGGUGCUUUGCUGGUGACACUGUCGUUGAUUGAUUGAUUUAGAAUUCAAAGCACACUUAACCAGCAUGGCUACCACAGCAUUCUGCAACAAUACACCAUCCCAUCUGGUUUGCGCUUUGUUGGACUAUCCUUUGUUUUUCAACAGGACAAUAACCCAAAACACACCUCCAAGCUGUGUAAGGGCUAUUUGACCAAGAAGGAGAGUGAUGGAGUGUUGCAUCAGAUGACCUGGCCUCUACAAUCACCCGACCUCAACCCAAUUGAGAUGGUUUGGGAUGAGUUGGACCGCAGAGUGAAGGAAAAGCUGCCAACAAGUGCUCAGCAUAUGUGGGAACUCCUUCAAGUCUGUUGGAAAAGCAUUCCUCAUGAAGCGGGUUGACAGAAUGCCAAGAGUGUGCAAAGCUGUCAUCAAGGCAAGGGGUGGCUACUUUGAUGAAUCUCAAAUAUAAAAUGUAUUUUGAUUUGUUUAACACUUUUUUUGGGGGGGUUACUACAUGAUUCCAUAUGUGUUAUUUCAUAGUUUUGAUGUCUUCACUAUUAUUCUACAAUAUAGAAAAUAGUAAAAAUAAAGAAAAACCCUUGAAUGAGUAGGUGUGUCCAAACUUUUAACUGGUACUGUAUAUGCACUGCAUUUGGAAAUUAUUCAGACCCCUUGACUUUUUACAGAUUUUGUUACGUUACAGCCUUCUAAAAUUGAUUAUAUUGUCAAUCAAUCUACACACAAUACCCAAUAAUGACAAAGCAAAAACAGGUUUGUAGAAAAUUUUACAAAUGUAUAUAAAAAAAUAAAAGGAAAUAUUACAUUUACAUAAGUAUUCAGACCCUUUACUCAGUACUUUGUUAAAGCACCUUUGGCAGCGAUUUCAGUCUUCUUGGGUAUGACGCUACAAGCUUGGCAAACCUGUAUUUGGGGAGUUUCUCCCAGGUUGGAUGGGGAGCGUCGCUGCACAAGUAUUUUCAGGUCUCUCCAGAGAUGUUUGAUCGGGUUCAAGUCCGGGCUCUGGCUGAUCCACUCAAGGACAUUCAGAGACUUGUCCCGAAGCCACUCCUGCGUUGUCCUGUUAGAAGGUAAACCUUCGCCCCAGUCUGAGGUCCUAACCUGCUCCAGAGCGCUUUUCAUCAAGGAUCUCUCUGUACUUUGCUCUGUUUAUCUUUCCCUCGAUCUUGACUAGUCUCCCAGUCCCUGCCACUGAAAAACAUCCCCACAGCAUGAUGCUGCCACCACCACGCUUCACCGUAGGGAUGGUGCCAGGUUUCCUACAGACGUGAUGCUUGGCAUUCAGGCCAAAUAGUUAAAUAUUGGUUUCAUUAGAUCAGAUAAUCUUGUUUCUCAAGGUCUGAGAGUCUUUAGGUGGCAUUUGGCAAACUCCAAGCGGGCUGUAAUGAGCCUUUUACUGAGGAGUGGCUUCCAUCUGGCAACUCUACCAUAAAGGCCUGAUUGGUGAAGUGCUGCAGAGAUGGUUGUCCUUCUGCAAGGUUCUCCCAUCUCCACAGAGGAACUCUGGAGCUCUGUCAAGAGUGACCAUCGGGUUCUUGGUCACCUCCCUGACCAAGGCCCUUCUCCCCCAUUUGCUGAGUUUGGCUGGGCGGCCAGCUCUAGGAAGAGUCUUGGUGGUUCCAAACUUCUUCCAUUUAAGAAUGAUGGAGGCUACUGUAUUCUUGGGAUCCUUCAAUGUUGCAGACAUUUUUGGUACCCUUCCCCAGAUCUGUGCCUCGACACAAUCCUGUCUCGGCGCUCUACGGACAAUUCCUUCGACCUCAUGGCUUGGUUUAUGAUCUGACAAGCACUGUCAACUGUGGGACCUUAAAUAGAAAGGUGUGUGCCUUUCCAAAUCAUGUCCAAUCAAUUGAAUUUACCACAGGUGGACUCCAAGUUGUAGAAACAUCUCAAUUUUCAGUCUCAUCGCAAAGGGUCUGAAUACUUAUGUACACAAGGUAUGUUUUUUAUUUUUAAUAAUUUUGCCAAAAAUCUAAAAACCAGUUUUUGCUUUGUCAUUAUGGGGUAUUGUGUAUAGAUUGAUUAGACAUUUUUUUUAUUUAAUCAAUUUUAGAAUAAGGUUGUAACGUAACAAAAUGUGGAGGGGUCUGAAUACUUUCCGAAUGCACUGUGUGUGUGUGUGUGUGUGUGUGUGUGUGUAUUUAUCUUUGUUGUUUCCAUAGCCUGAGCAUACCAUGUACAAGAUGUCAUUAGGUGUAAGAAGGUUACCGGUUUCCUGUAAUAUUGCAUUGGGUGUAAAUAGUUACCUGUGUCCUACAAUAAGGCACCAGGUGUAAAAUGGUUUCCUUUGUCUCUCCCACAGCUGAGGUGAAGCGGGUUGGAGACACUCUCCUGGGCAUGGCCACUCAGUGUGUCCAGGUGAAGAACGUGGUGAAGACGUCCCCCCAGACCCUCUCCAACCUCUGCCUCAAGAUCAACGUCAAACUGGGGGGCAUCAACAACAUCCUGGUGCCACACCAACGGUAAAGCAGAGUGAAAGAGCGGGUGUGUGUGGCCACGGGCAGAAAAGUGUUUUCUAUCACCCAAAUAGGGGUUAGAAAACACUUAUGUGCUAUUUAGCAGAAACGCAUAUAUACUUUAUGACAAACACACCUAUUUGGACUGGAUAUACACUACCGGUCAAAAGUUUUAGAACACCUACUCAUUCAAGGGUUUUACUUUAUUUUUUUACUAUUUUCUACAUUGUAGAAUAAUAGUGAAGACAUCAAUACUAUUAAAUAACACAUUUGGAAGCAUGUAGUAACCAAGAAAGUGUUAAACAAAUCAAAAUAUAUUUUAUUUGAGUUUUUCUUCAAAUAGCCACAAAUAGCCACCCUUUGCCUUGAUGACAGCUUUGCACACUCUUGGCAUUCUCUCAACCAGCUUCCUGAGGUAGUCACCUGGAAUGCAUUUCAAUUAACAGGUGUGCCUUAAGUUAAUUUGUGGAAUUUCUUUCCUUCUUAAUGCGUUUGAGCCAAUCAGUUGUUUUGUGACAAGGUAGGGGGGUAUACAGAAGAUAGCCCUAUUUGGUAAAAUACCAUAUUACGGCAAGAACAGCUUGAAUAAGCAAAGAGAAACGACAGUCCAUAAUUACUUUAAGACAUGAAGGUCAGUCAAUACGGACAAUUUCAAGAACUUUGAACGUUUCUUCAAGUGCAGUCACAAAAACCAUAAGCGCUAUGAUGAAACUGGCUCUCAUGAAGACCGCCAGAGGAAUGGAAGACCCAGAGUUACCUCUGCUGCAGAGGAUAAGUUCAUUAGAGUUACCAGCCUCAGAAAUUGCAGCCCAAAUAAAUGCUUCACAGAGUUCAAGUAACAGACACAUCUCAACAUCAAUUGUUCAGAGGAGACUGUGCGAAUCAGGCCUUCAUGGUCGAAUUUCUGAAAAGAAACCACUACCAAAGGACACCAAUAAGAAGAGACUUGCUUGGGCCAAGAAACACGACCAAUGGGCAUUAGACCGGUGGAAAUCUGUCCUUUGGUCUGGAAUCCAAAUUGGAGAUUAUUGGUUCCAACUGCCGUGUCUUUGUGAGACGCGGUGUAGGUGAACGGAUGAUCUCCGCAUGUGUAUUUCCCACCGUAAAGCAUGGAGGAAGAGGUGUUAUGGUGUGGGGGUGCUUUGCUGGUGACACUGUCUGUGAUUACACUUAACCAGCAUGUCUACCACAGCAUUCUGCAGCGAUACACCAUCCCAGCUAGUUUGGGCUUAGUGGGACUAUCAUUUGUUUUUCAACAGGACAUUGACCCAACACACCUCCAGGCUGUGUAAGGGCUAUUUUACCAAGGAGGAGAGUGAUUGAGUGUUGCAUCAGAUGACCUGGCCUCCACAAUCCCCCGACCUCAACCAAAUUGAGAUGAUUUGGGAUGAGUCGGACCGCAGAGUGAAAGAAAAGCAGCGAACUCCUUCAAGACUGUUGGAAAAGCAUUCCAGGUGAAGAUGGUUGAGAGAAUGUCAAGAGUGUGCAAAGCUGUCAUCAAGGCAAAGGGUGGCUAUUUGAAGAAUCUCAAAUGUAAAAUAUAUUGUGAUUUGUUUAACCCUUUUAUUGGUUACUACAUUAUUCCAUAGUUUUGAUAUCUUCACUAUUAUUCUACAAUGUAGAAAAUAGUACAAAUAAAAACCCUUGAAUGAGUAGGUGUUCUAAAACUUUUGACCGGUAGUGUAUGUCUGAUGUUUGUCUCUCUCGCUCUCUCCCCACCAAGUCCCUCAGUGUUCCAGCAGCCUGUUAUCUUCCUGGGGGCCGACGUCACUCACCCUCCAGCCGGAGACGGAAAGAAGCCAUCCAUCGCCGCGGUCAGUCUCUUCCUGUCACUCUAGUUUCCAUUGGGACUUUCCUCUAAAACACUGCCUUGUCUGUCCAUCUAGUUGUCAUGGGGUCUGAUGGAUCUAGUACAUUGGUAAUCUACUAGUUUGUUUUGUUACCCAGACCCCUACAAUAGCGUUCUGAAAACAUGGUGUCAGAAGUCAUUUUUCUGACCAUCUCCCCUUCUCUGGCCCUAUCCAGGUGGUGGGCAGUAUGGACGCCCACCCCAGCAGGUACUGUGCCACCGUGAGGGUCCAGAGACCCAGACAGGAGGUGAUCCAGGACCUGGCCUCCAUGGUGCGGGAGCUCCUCAUCCAGUUCUAUAAGUCCACCCGCUACAAACCCACCAGAAUAAUAUUUUACAGGGAUGGCGUGUCAGAGGGUCAGUUCAGACAGGUUAGUUCAAAUACUUAUGUCCCCCUCAAUCUCUCAUUUAAAGUUGGCAGCCAAGCCAAAUGAUGUCCCUAUGUUGAGAAAUACAUCUAUUACAAAUAGCAAUGUUCUUCAUAGACUAUUAGCCUUAAGCUUGAGUCUUAAGCUUUAUCAUGAGCUAUUAGCCAUCAACCUUGAAUUCUUCACCGCUCGCCACUCUUUGCUGGUGAGUUGACUUCUCUUUGUGUGGCAGGUGCUGUACUAUGAGCUGCUGGCCAUCAGGGAAGCCUGUAUCAUGUUGGAGAAGGAGUACCAGCCAGGCAUCACCUACAUCGUGGUGCAGAAACGCCACCACACACGCCUCUUCUGUGCCGACCGCAACGAGCGGGUAAGUGGUGCUAUGGAUCUCUCCUUGUACAUUAAUGAUUUACUUUAUGUGCUAGGUUUAGAUUGGUUGUUGAACUGUUUUUAAAUGGGGUGUUGUUUCUUUGGCAGGUUGGACGAAGUGGUAACAUUCCUGCAGGCACCACUGUGGACACAGACAUCACUCACCCCUAUGAGUUUGACUUUUACCUCUGCAGCCACGCAGGAAUACAGGUGUGUGUCAAGACUCAUUCCAGGGUUGUGUUCAAUAUGCAUAAAAUAGGAAAACAUUCUAAAACUAAAGUCAGCAUUUCUUAUUAGACAAGUUCAGGUAGUAUCUCCUGCUUAUUUCUCUCUAAUGUCGAUUCUUGCCGUCAUUGAUACUUUCCCAGAGGUUCGUCGGCCUCUAUUGCUUUCCACUACACUUAAUUGUCAGUGUUGAAUCAAUGCUGGUAUUCUCUCCAUGGAACCUGCAUUGUCCCUGUGGUAUUACAGACUUGGCCUUCUCCCUACAGGGUACGAGCCGACCAUCCCACUACCACGUCCUGUGGGACGACAACUGCUUCACUGCUGACGAGUUCCAGCUGCUCACCUACCAGCUGUGCCACACCUAUGUCCGCUGCACCCGCUCGGUCUCCAUCCCCGCGCCAGCCUACUACGCCCACCUGGUGGCCUUCCGCGCCCGCUACCACCUGGUGGACAAAGAACAUGACAGGUGAGGGGGGAAAGGGAUUCAUUUCGGUGUGAUGAGUAUACUUUUCCGUAGGGCUAAAAUCAUUGUCUUGUGCUGUUUAUCAGGUAAAAAGAAACUGGAGGCCGAUAUCAUGUAUUGACUAUAAAAUAAUAUUCAAGUUCAUUCAAGAUAAAGGUUCUCUCCCUCUCUUUCUGUCCUUUUCCCUUUCUCAUUUCCUCACUUCCUUCUCUUGAACACACGCAGUGCGGAGGGCAGCCACGUCUCGGGGCAGAGUAACGGCCGAGACCCCACGGCCCUCGCCAAGGCUGUUCAGAUUCAUCACGACACACUGAGGACCAUGUAUUUCGCCUGA